AGCCCUCAGGGAUGGGGAGAGGCCCAGUGCCCCCCUCAGUGGGGACUCCCUAAGCUGAAAGCCAUCUCCUCCAGGCCGCUGGUCCUCAGCCUCGCACAGGGCCGCUUUCCGCUUUCCGCUUUUAGUGAGCAGAGGCACCUCAGGGUGCUGAGGAAGGUCAGGAGAGCCGCGGGGAGCCGCAAAGCAGGGCAGCGCAGGUCCCGGGGAGCGGCGGCCGGGAUGCAGCGCGGGGGGCUGAGCGCCUGCGGCUCCGUGGAGGUGAAGGAGCGGCCCCGCGAGGCGGCGCUGUGAUGCCGCCUCCCGCCUCGGCGUACUGCAUCUCCCAGCAGGCGGUGCGGCUUGACGUCACCCUCUCACGUGACGCGGGGGGGGCGGGGCGUCGGGCGGAAGCGCGGCCCUGAGGCAGGCGCGGCGGCGGAAGUGGAACCGACGGGCGGCGGAGCGGCCAUGGUGUCCGGCAAGCAGCUGGCUGAUUUCGGCUACAAGGCCUUCUCCGGUUCCAUGAUGCUGCUGACGGUGUACGGCGGGUACCUGUGCGGCGUCCGGGCCUACCGCUUGCUGCAGAACCGCCGCGCCCGGCAGGCCUCGGCCGGCCCCGAGAGCUGAGGGCGGAGGGCUCGGUGCCGCCGCGGUGCCGAGCUGCGCUCUCGGAAGGGCCCAGAGCGCAAUAAAACCACGUGGAAACGCC
Tympanuchus pallidicinctus (lesser prairie-chicken) is the source of this 688-nucleotide messenger RNA. Its product is annotated as cytochrome c oxidase assembly protein COX14. The transcript has 2 exons. Gene Ontology annotation, cellular component: mitochondrion. Bases 448 to 606 code for a protein of 52 amino acids. Gene Ontology annotation, biological process: mitochondrial respiratory chain complex IV assembly. The record is from RefSeq and is a predicted model, not a curated record. NCBI's taxonomy places the organism in Eukaryota, Metazoa, Chordata, Aves, Galliformes, Phasianidae.